AUGGCUUGCAAGAUCUUCUGUCUUAUUAUGUUGAGCUCCAUCAUCGCGGUGGCUUUAGCUGCCCCGGCUGAAGUCUCACUAGAAAAAGACACAGCUUUAGAGAAAGACUUGACUUCCGAAAAAGAUGACUUACAACCUGCCGCGUCCAAUUGGGGUGGUCACUAUGGGGGUUGGGGUCAUUAUGGAGGCUUUGGUGGCUACGGGUACUACCCCCAUUAUGGGUACUAUGGCUGGCCUAGUUAUGGAUGGUAUGGCCAUGGAUCGCCUUACGGACAUGGCUAUUGGUGGUAA
This is a messenger RNA of Pieris macdunnoughi, 291 nucleotides long. NCBI's taxonomy places the organism in Eukaryota, Metazoa, Arthropoda, Insecta, Lepidoptera, Pieridae. The record is from the annotation of a GenBank genome assembly.